UUGAACAGAGCCCUGUGUUUGGCGGGAGUGACUUCAGACAACGACUAACCGUCACCAUGGAGUUCUCUAGCAACAGAAGAAAGAAGUUCAUCUCAAGCCAUCAGGCUGAGAUAUAUGGUCAUCCUCUGCAGUUCUACGGGCAGCCUCCUCUUGAAAACAUCUCCCUCAUGGAAUUUGAGACAUUUGCUGUGGACCGACUGAAAUUGUUGAAGACCAUUGAGAAUUUGGGAGUGAGCUACUUGAAGGGGUCUGAUGACUACAAAAAGAAACUGAACAAUGAGUCUAAAAACCUGAACUUUCCUUACAGACUAGAGGCUGAUGACAGAAAACCCCAGAUUGGACUAAGUGAACAUGAGAAAAGAAGAAAGGAUCAUAUCUCCCACUUCAUUCUCAGGCUCGCCUAUUGCCAAACGGAAGAUCUCAGGCGCUGGUUCAUACAGCAGGAAGUAGAUCUUUUCCGCUACCGCUUCAAUGAGCUGAUUGCAAAACAAAAGCUGGAAUUUAUGCACAGGAAUAAUCUGCAAUAUGACACAAUUAGUGUCGCGGAGAAGAAGACUCUGCAGGAGAAACUCAUCAACUCCAGUUAUGCCGUCAGUGGGAUCACUGUUGAGGAACAGGACUUCUACAAAGUUCCAUUUCAAGAUGCACUGGAUCUAGUGCGAUCGAGGAGAGUGUACCUGAAAGCCGGCUAUGCGUACAUCCCUCACCAGGACAUCGUCGCCAUUGUUCUCAAUGAUUUUCGCACCAGGAUUUCCAAAGCUCUCGCACUGACAGCCCGCUCGCUACCAGCAGUGCAUUCUGAUGAACGGCUUCAACCUCUCCUUAACCAUCUCAGUCAUGCCUAUGUGGGACAGGAUUACAGCAUCCAGAAGAAUGUCGGCAAAAUCUCCUUGGAACAAAUUGAUUCACUUUCGGUGAAGUCUUUCCCGCUGUGUAAGAGGCAGCUCCACCAGGCCCUGAAGGAGAACCACCACCUACGUCAUGGAGGCCGUAUGCAGUACGGCCUCUUCCUCAAAGGCAUCGGCCUCUCUCUGGAGCAGGCGCUGCAGUUCUGGAGGUCGGAGUUCAUCAGAGGCAAAGUGGAUGCAGACAAGUUUGACAAACAAUAUACCUACGGCAUCCGCCACAUGUAUGGCAAAGAAGGCAAGCGAGCAGACUACACCCCCUACAGUUGCAUGAAGGUGAUUUUGUCAAACCUACCCAGCCAAGGCGACCAUCACGGAUGUCCGUUUCGUCACAGUGACCAAGAGCUGCUGAAGCAGAAGCUUCAGUCCUACAAAGUGUCUCCCAGUGGAAUUAAUCAGAUCCUGGAGCUGGUUAAAGGAAUGCAUUAUCAGCUGGCGUGCCAGAAGUACUUCGAGCUGACGCACAAUAUCGAGGAAGCCAAUUUUUCGCUCAACCACCCCAACCAGUACUUCAUAGAGAGCCAGAGAGUUAUAGUAGGAGGCAAAGACAUAAAGCGAGAGGUGGGGACGUCGCAGAGGUCGCAGGAGAACUCUGCCAUCAAAGGAUCCACGGGGGCACCAGAGCCGGCGGCAAAGGCCCCCCAGGAUUUGGCCGAGAUGACAGAGGAUCUGGACUCUUUCUUUCAAGACGCCUGAUCUUUGAAUUUCCUUUUUUUAUACAUGUUUGCCUUUUUGUCUUUUUUAUGAGGGCUGAACGUCGAGGGAGUGGAAUCUGUAUUUGACAUGUAAAAUAUUAAAGUUGCCUUUCAGUUAUCUUUGAAUGAUUUAAGUUCACUUCAAACACAGCGGGGUUUGAGCUAACCUCCGAUCUCAGUGUCGCGCAAAAAAUGACUUUUCUAUCCAACAAACUUCCUUGUUAAUGUUUGCGGUGACGCUACAUUCACUUUGCAGUUGAACCCAUGCGUUAAAAAGUCUCUGUUUUUUUUCACUCUGGUCUCAGUGCACUGUGUUUUGGCAGGGACGUGCAUUUUGUGGGUGAUGACUAGAACAUUUCCCAGCUGUCUCAGAAACAAUGUCAUUGUAUUUGCUGGCAGGAGCACGGAUGAAUGGUGGCAGGAGGA
This is a messenger RNA of Limanda limanda (common dab), 2026 nucleotides long. It is a transcript of the gene prim2, whose product is annotated as DNA primase subunit 2. Bases 57 to 1601 code for a protein of 514 amino acids. The transcript is spliced from 14 exons. Gene Ontology annotation, cellular component: alpha DNA polymerase:primase complex. The record is from RefSeq and is a predicted model, not a curated record. Lineage: Eukaryota; Metazoa; Chordata; Actinopteri; Pleuronectiformes; Pleuronectidae. Gene Ontology annotation, biological process: DNA replication, synthesis of primer.